Molecule: messenger RNA, 1519 nt
Organism: Folsomia candida
Lineage: Eukaryota; Metazoa; Arthropoda; Collembola; Entomobryomorpha; Isotomidae
Exons: 4
Coding region: 307-1179 (290 amino acids)
Source: RefSeq, a predicted model, not a curated record
GGCCCUUUUUGACCACACCCACAACUGGAAACCAAAAUAAACUAUAUUCACAUGAUAACUUCACCUUUUUGGUGAAUUUUAUGCACGGAAUGAUUUUUGGCCAUUUUUUAAGGCAUUUUGGACACUGUGUUCUGUUGAAAGAAAGUCAGUUGGCAAAGCUACAGCGCGGGAAAUAAAUUGUGGGGAAAAUUCAUAAAUAACAAUAAUAAUAGUACUAAUUACAAAUUAACUAAUUAUUAUGGCUCAACGCAAAUUGAUAUUUUGCACUCAUUAUAAGUUAAGUGAAGUUGUCUAGCAGCUUUAAUUAUGGGUAAACAGCGCCCUGUACCUCCUCACCUCGAUAAGUUGUCAAUAGUCCCUCCCCUUCCGACGGAUAAAGCUACACAGUUCCUGUCAAAUUUAACGUUACGAUGUGACGAAUUUAUAACGGGAGGAAUAAACAUUGAUAAAGCAUUGAUAAAGAGGAAGGAAAACGUAGAACAACUCACGAGGAUUGCUACAUCUGCGAUUGAGAAAGAAGAACAACUUGAUAUAGUUAUAAACAAAGUGCUCGAACUACAACAACCAGAAAGUGAGGCAGAAACAGAAUACAAACGUGUUAAAUUAGAAAAGGCGCAGAAAACGGCGAAAAUAAGAGUCGAAUCCUUACAAAAGUGGGAAGUAAAGAAUAAACAAACUACAGAUACAGUGGACCGAUGGCAUCACGCACACGUCAAGUUAGAAAAACGCUUCGCUACUGCUGAGGCGUUGAGCGACGCCACGGGGAAAGUAAUUGACGACCUGGGUUUACAUUUUAUCUUGGAUGAAGAUUGUUCACUAAAUAAAAGUCAUUUUGCUAUCGGCAUAAGAAAUAUUGUUCCGCACAACAUGGAAUUAACGGGAGUUCUUUACAUGCUCGAGUUCAACAGUGAAAGUUGGACUUGUGCAGAAUUUACCAAAGUGGAACCAAGAUUUCCAGAGGCGAAGGAGUUUUUGAGAGAAGUUAACAAAAGUAAAGAUGUCGUCUAUGCACUUUGCCUUGCAAGAAAAUAUUGGCGAAUGCAGCUCACGCCUUCUACUAUUCCCAAGGUGGUUGAAGUAUCCAUUAAGUGUAAUAAUAAUAAUAAUAAGAGCAGUAGUAACAGUGAAUCAGAAGAAAAGUCCCUAAUGUUGUUUGAUGAUUCCAAUACUUCCGACUAACGUAUCUAUAAUUUGUAAAUGUAUUUUGACUACUCUAAAGCGAUUGUUGAUAUAAUUUACAUUCAAAUCAAAGAUUAUCAUCAACUUAUUUGUAAUAGAAUCAUCAAACUUGUGUAAAUAUCUAAGAUGUGCACAAUAUAAUUUCAUCAUUUUAAUUGCAACUACAUAAAAAGCCGUAACAUAUUUUUUAUCUUGUAUGCAUCAUUGGGUGGAAUAAAUUUAAGAGGCCACUCGCUUUAUUGGAUAUCCUAAUAUUUUUGCUUCAUUAGUAUAGACACUUUUGUACCACAACAUUAAAGUAGAUAAUAAAUAACUCUCAUUGUGAUGGCACACAUGAAAA